AUGAUUGCCAGCCAGGUUCAGCUGGUGCUCAGGGCGGAGGAUGGGUCUCCCCGGUUGAGGCCAAAGCUGUCGGGUGAAUGGACACAGGUGGAGGUGGUCCGUUUGGAGGUGCUGAACGGUGGGCUCGGAUUCGGCAUCGUUGGCGGCACGUCCACGGGCGUCGUCGUCAAGACCAUUUUGCCCGGCAGCCCGGCUAAUAAGGACCAACGACUCCGCUCCGGUGACCACAUCCUCCAGGUGGGCAACAUCAACACGCAGGGGAUGACCAGCCAACAGGUGGCCACAAUUCUGCGCCAACAAGAGAACCUCGUGGAGAUGAUCGUCGGGCGGCCGAUUAACGGAACCGAGAAACCGGAAGAUACGGCUGACUGCUGGACGAUGGCCACAAAAUCGGCGUUGAAUCCCAGCCAGCUGGAGGAGGAGCGAAGAGGACGGAGGGCCCAUUUGGAGCCGACGACGUCGGAAAAGGAAAACGAGCCGACGUCCGAUGUCCCCGAGGAAAAGCCCGACCCUGCAGAACCUGAACCCGAGCCAUCAGCCUCUCAAUCCAAUGCCCCACAACCGCCCACCUCGGACUCUCGCAAAAACUCGACUCCCCACAAUACACCCCCAUCGACGUCCGGCGCGCAGAGUAUUGCCGCGGAAAGUAGAAAAUCUAGCUUGGCGGCUAGGCAUAGCGAGCCAGCCGGCUCCCCGAUCUCCCCAACCAUGUCGCUGAAGGCUCUUCAAGAGAUGGCGCUGACCGUGUUUCUGCGGGAGAACUGGGAAAAUGCUGGGAAGUAUGAUGUUGUGGAGGUCGAGCUGGGAAGGCAUCCAACGAUGGGCCUUGGGAUUACGGUGGCUGGAUAUGUGCAUAGGAAAGAAGAAAUCGGCGGUGUCUUCGUCAAAAGUCUGGUCAAAGGAAGCGCCGCGCUCAGAUCUAAACUCGUCCACCAGAACGACCUAAUUCUAAAGGUAAAUGGCGAAUCGUUGGAGCACCUGUCGCACGCCGACUCUGUGAAGACGCUGGUUAGAAGUGGGCAGAAGGUGGCGUUGAGCCUGGUCCGCUUCCACGCCGACAGCCCGCAGGCCCUCUGUCUGAACAUGCUGCAAAGACAAGAGACGGAGACGCAGGUGAUCGAUGUGCAAUCGUCGGAUCCGGAAUUGGUAGCGUUUUGGAAGCAGCGGAUAGAAGGCGACGUCGACAUCAUCCAAUCCGUGAUCCGACCCGAUCGAGGAGGCGGAGGUGGUGAUGGAGGGUUAGGAGUCGCCCUGGAGGGUACUGUAGAUGUGGUAGAGGGUACCGCCCUCUGCCCCCACCAUUACAUCGGCUCGAUCCGACGAGACGGACCUGCCGCCGGGCUUCUCCAGGCCGGAGAUGAACUGCUGCAGGUGAACCAUGUGCACGUCUACGGCGAGUCCCACGUCACCGUCAGGGACGCCCUGGCACGAGCAGUUUCGGCGAACGCCCCGGUGACGCUGGUCAUUGCCAGAAAGGCGGAAACGAUUUCAAUGUGGAUGCCAUCGGGUGAUGCUCCCCUUGGCUCACUCCCUCAGUGCUAUCCCCUCCUUGCCUCAGCUAGUCAACAAGUCACCAAGGCCAAGUCGGACCCGUGUUUGCCGAGUUGUAGUCGGCAGCCGGACGAUUCGAAUGUGGACGAGGAGUACGAGCCGCGGGCGUCGGGUAGCCGGAUGAGAGCCAGGUCGCUGGAGCCGUUGACCGGAUUGGCGGUUUGGGAAUGUGUUCCGGUGGUCGUCUGGUUGCACAAGGAUUCGAGAGGGCUCGGAUUCUCGGUGGCUGAUUAUAAGGACCCUCGCCAUCCCGCUUCGUCAGUAGUAGUGGUACGUUCACUCGUCCCCGGCGGAGUUGCUCAAGCCGAUGGCCGAAUCGUGCCCGGUGAUCGUCUACUCUCCGUCAAUAAACAGGAUCUGUCCUGCGCUAGUCUCGAGCGUGCAGUUGCCGUUUUAAAAGCCGCUCCGAUGGGUUCAGUUCGGUUGUGCAUCGCCAAGCCGGUGCCGGUAGAUGAACGGUCGAUGGCGUCAAUGACUUCCUGGUCGCCAUGCUCCUCCAGAUCCGUCUCCCCGGCCUCACCAAUGAGAUUAGCCGGCUCCUGGGCGUACGACGUCAUCUACCUGCCCGCGCACCUCGAGCGAACGAUCAAGGUUCAAAAGGGACCGGUACCGCUAGGGAUUACGGUAGACGCGGAGCGGGACAAAGGCGUCAACGGGUGUGUGGUGAAGAGUAUUUGCGGGAAGAAGGCGAUAGCAAGGGAUGGACGUCUUCAGGUCGGCGACUACAUCGUCAAGAUCAACCACGAACCUCUCCGAAACUCGACCAGCUCACAGGCGAGGGCCAUCCUGAAGCGCACCAACCUUGUCGGAACCAACUGCACGAUCAUCUACAUCACCGGGGCGGACGCGAAAAUCUGGAAGGAGCGCUUUGCAAAGGAAGCUGAGCCACAAACGCCGGAGCUGAACAGAUUGUCGCCGAGGGUGUUCCCGAAGUUCUACCGGGGUGCGCUUGACCGGAAGCCAUCCGUGGACAGCCAGCUGGAAGUGUCAACGGCCAUUUCGACGUCGUUGACAGAGGCUCCGCCCACACCGGCUCCGACGUCGCCGUCAGACGCCGAGGUUGAGCAGCUACGGCAGAUAUUGAAUCAUAUUAUUGACGAGUUGUUGGCGGAAGUCAUGAAGCAAGCCCUCCAGGAUUCGGCCCUCCAGCUCGACGUCCUCACCCAGACACCGGACUGGAGCACGGCCAAAAGAUCGAAGUUGAGCAAGAAGAAGCGAGACGACGCCUUCUCGGACAAGCCGGGCGGGUGGAGAACGAGGGCUCGGCCACCACCUCUGGAGAAGAAGCGGAUGCGGAGACGGCGAGCGCGCGUCGCCCUGAUGCGCUCAAAGCUGUGGGGUGAGGCGCGGACCGUCAUCCUCAACCGGGAGCCCGAUAAAUCGUUUGGUAUCAGCAUCGUGGGCGGUCGGGUGGAGGUGUCUCAAAAGGGUGGGUUGCCAGGCACCGGGAAUACGGUAUCCGGAAUUUUCAUCAAAAGCGUGCUGCCAAAUAGUCCGGCUGGGCAGAGCGGCCAGAUCAAUAUGGGAGAUCGUGUGCUAUCGGUAAACGAGGUCGACCUCCGAGAGGCAUCUCAUGAAGAAGCUGUAGCAGCUAUACGCUCGGCGACAAACCCCGUGAAGUUCGUGCUCCAAUCCCUGCACUCAUUCGCCCCGCAUCAGCAAAUGAUCUCGUCCACCUCGUCCUCAACAAUCGGCUCAAUACGAGUUGAGGCAUCUGUUCGAGCUCACGAGCCGAUGGAGACCGUCGUUUUGCACCAUGACCAAGUGAUCGUCCACGAGGAGAAGCCAAAGCCGAUCCCGAAAAAGCAGCCAUCCGUCGAUAGUAGUGAGGUGAAGCCGAGUGUGCAGAGGCAGGCCACGAUUGAGUCCAAGAAAUCACUCCAAUCCCGCGUCUCUGAUCACUCGAUCCACUCGGGCCAUUCCCCCUCCCUCCGCAGCAUCCAUGCCGAGCUGGCCAACAUCGCCUCAACAUCUGAAGCCGAAGUCGAGCCGGCACCGGUGGAUGACCCCAUCGUGGAUGGGGUAGAAGAGGAAAGUGCCGCGUAUCUCCGACGUCGACCGUCCGAUUGUGAGGCCCCAUCCACGUUUGGAUAUACCAGAGGCAAAAUCGACCAGAAGUACUCGGCGCUACCGGGGGAGGUGUUGUUCUUGCAACUGCGCGGCGUGCCGGAGGCUGGAUUGGGAAUCUCUCUGGCCGACUCCACGGAUCGUCUCCCUCAUGGUAUCCUGGUCAUCUCCACCCACCCAGCCUGUCCACUACCGAUCCGACCAGCCGACGAGAUCCUUGAGGUGAACGGCAAGGUGCUCGUCGGACUCUCCCCCGCUGUUGCCUCAGGCCACAUCCGGACUGCCAAUGAUGAGGACUACUUGGAACUGCUCGUCUUGAGGAGACCACAGCCGGAACCGCUACCCGCCCCAGAAAAGCCAGAAGCUCCCCCUGCUCCUGCGCCGGUUGUCCUAAACGGACAGGCCGAACCGAAGGAACGGGAACAGCCGACUGUCCGGUUUGAGGACGGGGAGAAGCCCGAGAAGGCACAACCAACUGUACCUCCAUCACCACGGAACGAUCGGAUGCGUCCGCCCACCGAGCAGGCCACCCUCUCGCCGCAAGUCAACGACGCGCGGAAAAAGUCGGUGGCCGACCGGGCGGUGGAAAUUGCGACCGGGAAGGAGACGGUCAUCGAGAUCGACAAGGAAGGCAAAGGCCUCGGCCUAUCCAUCGUGGGCGGCAUCGACACGGUGCUGGGUACUGUCGUCAUCCACGAGGUCUACCCGGACGGUGCCGCGGCAGCGGAUGGUCGUCUCCGCCCCGGCGAUCAGGUCCUAGAGGUGAACAACCAAUCGCUACGCAACGUCACGCACGAGACGGCUAUCCAACACCUACGAAGGACCCCAAAUCGGGUAAAACUCCAGGUGUACCGGGACGUUAAUCUCCAACGCUGCCUCCUCGACCCAACCCAGAUCUACAACAUCAUCGAGCUGGAGUUGACCAAGAAGCCGGGAAGGGGACUUGGGCUUUCGAUCGUCGGCCGGAAAAACGAGGCCGGUGUGUACGUCAGUGAGGUGGUGCGAGGCGGCGCUGCUGAGGCUGAUCACCGACUUUUUGCUGGCGAUCAGAUUCUGGCCGUCAACGGGACCGACGUCGCAAAUCUGAUGCAAGAAGAAGUUGCGGCAAUGCUAAAGGCGUGUGUCGGAAAAGUAACGCUGAAGGUCGGACGUUGGAAGGUGACGGAAGCAACCGACAAAGUCCACGCCGCCGCUGAAGCCGCAAGAGCAACAACCGCCAGUUCUCCUAGGGAAGAGCCGCCCGCUGCAGCUGCAAAUCGUCCCCUCGAGGUGAAGAAGGCGGAUCGGGACGGAGCGCUGAGUCCGUUGGCCGAGGAGCCGAUCGUUGCAAAAGAUGUGCAGCCAACCGCUUCCGCCAAACCCUCGACGAGUAGUUUAAUGCCGAAAGAACCGAGCCCUCAACCCUCCUCAUCCACCCCCUCUAACGUGGAGCUGCUCAAGGACCUGAAGGAGGAGGGAUCGGAAACGAUACUCGUCGAAUUGAGAAAGCAGUCCGAUCAACAACUCGGGAUGGGGAUCGGGAAGCGGAGUCGAGGGAUCCUUGUCACCUCACUGCAACCGGGUAGUGCCGCCGCCGAGAAGCUGAAGGUUGGCGACCGGAUCUUGGCCGUCAACGCGUUGCCCGUCACCGAUCAGGUACGG
Molecule: messenger RNA, 5259 nt
Organism: Mesorhabditis spiculigera
Lineage: Eukaryota; Metazoa; Nematoda; Chromadorea; Rhabditida; Rhabditidae
Source: the annotation of a GenBank genome assembly